This is a messenger RNA of Teleopsis dalmanni, 738 nucleotides long. Its product is annotated as trypsin beta-like. The coding region runs from base 1 to 738 and encodes 245 amino acids. The record is from RefSeq and is a predicted model, not a curated record. The transcript is spliced from 2 exons. Lineage: Eukaryota; Metazoa; Arthropoda; Insecta; Diptera; Diopsidae. Gene Ontology annotation, biological process: proteolysis. Gene Ontology annotation, molecular function: serine-type endopeptidase activity.
AUGGCAGCGAAUAUUGCUAUCAGUGCUAAUGCUGCAGUUAUCAAUAAAGAUGCAAUUGUUACACCGACCACUAUUGCAUUGCAUCCAUAUCAAGUGUCUGUACGAGUUGAUGGUAUUCCUUCUUGUAUUGGAACGAUUAUCAGCGAACGAGUAGUAAUAACAACUGCUUUGUGUAUAUAUCUGUUUAGUCCACCUACCUAUAGCAUACAGUACGGCGUAAAUACAAUUGGUGGCUCAGAAAAUGUAAUUACAGCGGAACUAUUAGUAAAACAUCAACACUUUAAUCCUGUCAAUUUUGAUAAUAACAUUGGCGCUAUUAUACUUAGUGAAAGUAUACCACUUAGUGAAAACACCAAAUCCAUUGCAUUAGCCAAAAGCACUCCUGCAGCAGGUACAGUUGGUGUGCUCACAGGUUGGGGCUUAAUAGCCAAUACAGCCAUAUUAGACGAGAUUAAUUUGGAAAUUAUUAGUAAUACAAAAUGUGCUGUCAAAUAUACUGGACUAAAUGAUAUAAGUAGCAGUGUUUUGUGUGCUGGUGUUUAUGAAGACUUGAGUCAGGCCUGCGAUGGUGUUGCUGGCGCACCAUUUGUUGUGAACAAUACAUUGGUUGGUAUACUUUCCUUUGGCGAUGGUUGUGGUUCCACAACCGAUCCAGCAGUUUUUACUAGUAUUCCUAGUGCUUUAGAAUGGUUAUCUAAUGAAGUGAAUGAUGUCAAUGUUAUAUCCAACAUUGUUUAA